Linepithema humile (Argentine ant) is the source of this 2601-nucleotide messenger RNA. The record is from RefSeq and is a predicted model, not a curated record. NCBI's taxonomy places the organism in Eukaryota, Metazoa, Arthropoda, Insecta, Hymenoptera, Formicidae.
CGGCCUCUGAAGGCGCCCCCUCUUCGUAGCAGUUCAUUGGCCGUCAAAUGGUAGAACAGCUUCGAAGGAGGAAUUGCAAUCUUUCGUACCAGGACAUAGUGACUGCGACUGAGAUAAGUUUCGAUUUCACACUGAAGAGCGAGACAAGCGUGAUUCAGCGAUGAAUCAUACCAAAUAAAUUGGUCUUCUGAAGUACUGGCGUUUUGUUUUCAUCUCAGAGAAUGGAGGAUAUUGUGGAUCGGCCGAAAUGGUUGUUGGAACUGGAAAAUCGCAAGCGAAAGCCGCGUUUAGCGCAUGAAACUGGAGCUGGUGCGCCGUGCGUUAAUUGUAAUUCCGGAUGUCCCGGGCUUGACCUGCAUUUUUGGCGAAAGAUCUGCAAGAAUUGCAAAUGCGGUCGGGAUGAUCAUGAUGUGGAUGACGAUGAUUUUCUACAGUUUGAUCUGUUAUUCGGGCCAAGUAAAAAAUUUAGGAAGAAAUCCAUGUGUUUGAAAAUAAAUAACAGGAAACACCAUGAGGGUGAAACGAUAUUCGAAUGGGUGCCGCCGGAUACGACUAAGGAACUCGCUAUGGAUUAUAUGAAAGCUUUGCCAGCAGAGAAAUUGCCGAUUAAAGGAUCUACCGGUGCCGUUUUAAGGAGGCAAUUAUUACAGAAACAGCUACCACUUCACGAUAUCAAUCAUAAAGCAUGCGACGAACUUAGUGAACAAGAGCAGAAGCAGUUUGAAAAAUAUUUAGAGAGCAUAAAGAAAUAUGUGGGGCAAGGUAAAGUUAUGAAGAUGUUAGGCGCUCGUCCCUUCGAUCGUUCUCUUAUGACGCCUAUCAACGCAACCGACAUGCAACGUAGUCCGCAGCGAAAACCUCACGUACCAUCCACUGGUGUUCAAUUACGUACACCAAGCAGCUUCGCUGCAAAAAGCCCAUCAAAGCAUCUGUACAAAACUCCAAAUAAACAGGAUAUUGGAGCUGUAAACGACAAUGAAGUGUAUACCGCGGAAGAAUACAAGUGUCCAGUGGAUAAUGUAUCCGCCAAUAUCGCAAAGUCGCAACCAAUCGAGAAGAAAUUCUGCGAGAAUAUCGAACCCGCAGGUGAUGCCGCGAGCAAAAGAGGCAUAAAUAGCAAAGUGGUUAACUUUUCGAUUCCCGCGUGUCUCGCCGAGCAGGAAAUUGUAUCCGCUCGUGAGACGCACACUUCCGGAAAUUACGUGCCGUACGAAAGAAGCGCUACGGAGAGACAUGGAGAGACGCUGAACGACAUCGCGCCGUGUUUCGUGCAUUCCACAACCAUCGACAGCGAGGCGGCUUCUAUCGCGGAAUCCAUGUUGGCGGACGCGUUCCUUCCACCCAGCGCGAUACACGCGAACGACAUUAUAGGCAGCACGCUAGACGAGGAGAAGUUGUCUUUUAUACGAAAUAAACUCGCCGACAAAUAUAACGCGGCGGAGAAUCCAGUGUUGCACGCUGCUCUUCAAUCAUCUCGACCGUUGGACGCGAGCGAUACAUUGCCCUUUAAGGGCAGAAUCAAGAACAAUCACACGAGCAGUAACAAAGACCCGGAAAGAAGAGAGGUUGUGAAAAAUCUUACGAAAACUUCCGCGGAAAAGUCUCCUUUAGAAUCUGAGAGAAAGACGCAUAAACAACCAUCUCAAGUAGUAGAAUCGACUAUCGCUAACAUAAAUGACGAAAAGCAAUGCAGUUGGCUAUCGAAACACAAAGGGACGAGUGAUUCGUCAGCGACGGAGGCGCCUAACGUCGCAACGAAUUCGAGCAAAUCUAAUUGCACGAAUCCUGCUGUUUCACACUCAUCAGAUUCACAAUCUUCUGUUAACGCCAGUCCAUUGCAAGCCGCGCUCAACAACGCAGUUCUACGUCCAACCGUCAUUCAUUCCGAGCAAUUGCAGAACCAGGUGUUCCCUCACGUCGUCGAAAACUUCAACGAGCAACGCAACACGCAGCACGCGGAAUACUUAAAGGACGCCAUGGAAGCUUUAAGAGUAGAUUCGACGAAGCCGCAUAAUUGUGAGAAGUGUCACGAGGAUAUACGCGUUGGUGACGUCGCUAUAACCGCGGAGAAAGCUAACAAUGCAUUCUGGCAUCCCGGAUGCUUCGUUUGCUCGGUGUGCGACGAAUUGUUGGUGGACUUGGUCUACUUUUACUACAAGAAUCAGUUGUACUGCGGAAGAGACCUGGCCGCAUUCUUAGAAAUCCCUCGAUGUUUCGCUUGCGACGAAUUAAUCUUUGUGCGAGAAUACACGGUUGCCGAGGGACACAAUUAUCAUGUAAAACAUUUUUGUUGCUGGGACUGUGAUGUGCCAUUGGCUGGGCAACAAUAUAUCACUGAAAACGAUCGUCCAUUGUGCCUUUCUUGUUAUCAAAAAUCUUACGCCAAAACAUGCGUCGCAUGUAACACAGUGAUCGCCGCUGAUCAACAAGGUGUCGCUAUCAAAGACUUAAACUUCCACGCAACUGAAGCCUGCUUUUGCUGCUAUAGUUGCAAGAAAAACUUGCUAAACGGUAAAAUGGCAAUAAAGAAAGAUAAAUUGUUUUGCAGUAAAGAAUGCAUCUCGAAGUUCCUUAACCAAUAAAUCAUUUAUGAAGAAAUAG